Messenger RNA from Lutzomyia longipalpis, 13205 nucleotides. RefSeq names its product serine/threonine-protein kinase MARK2 (gene par-1). Gene Ontology annotation, molecular function: tau-protein kinase activity; ATP binding; protein serine/threonine kinase activity. The transcript has 13 exons. The coding region runs from base 6299 to 9190 and encodes 963 amino acids. The record is from RefSeq and is a predicted model, not a curated record. NCBI's taxonomy places the organism in Eukaryota, Metazoa, Arthropoda, Insecta, Diptera, Psychodidae. Gene Ontology annotation, cellular component: cytoplasm. Gene Ontology annotation, biological process: microtubule cytoskeleton organization; protein phosphorylation; intracellular signal transduction.
UUUUUUAGAAUUUUAGUCAUAUUUAAAGUUUAAACAAGUUAUUUCCUUAAAAAUCGUAUGAAUUUGAAUUCUUUGGAACAUUUAGUAGGUGUCCGGAAUCUACAACUUUUUUCCGGAAAGUCUAUAAAAUGUAGCGCUAAUAUUUUAAUAACAAUAACAAAAUAAUUUCUCAUUAAAUCUUCUGCCCUAAUAUUAUCCCUCAAACUCUUAAAUUUAUAUAAAACUGAAAACUUAAAAAAAAAUGACAGAAAACAAUGUUCUGUAUAAGGCUCUUUAUAUUUACUCCUGGGACCCUACUGUAUUAAUACAUUUAACAUUUUUUUGAUAAUUUUAACGGCUUCCAAAGAAAAAAUCCGCAAAAAAGAAAAUUAAAUCUUAAGCAUUUAAUCUAUUGUUUUCAUUCAAACAAUAUAUAGGAACAAAGUGAAAUCUUUUUCGGUUCUUUGACUCCACACUUUUUUUUUUUGCACAAUUUGGACAACCUUGAUAUCCACUGAAGGUUCCUCAUUUAGGUGGUGGCGGCUUUGAACUGUUGUCUUGUUUGCAAAACACACGUUGAAAAGUUUAAUUAGGACACUUAGUUGUGGCGUAUAAAAAGAAAUAAUAAAUACAAAAAAAUAAAUCAGUGGCCAUGGGUGGAAAUUUUUUCAGGAAAUUCACGUUAAAAAUGUAAAGAAAAAAAAUUCAUACAUACAACCUUCCAGCGGCGGUACUGUGGAAGGAAGAGAAGGAGAAGAAAAAAAUUAUUCUUGCGAUAAAAAAUCGUUGAUAAGGAAAUUAUGUGGCAAUUGGUGUAUGAGUGUCGAUUUUCACUGCAAGGUGCACAGAAAGUGAUGCAAAAAAUACUUUAAGAAAAAAACAGGGUGAAUGUGAGAGGAAUUAUUCCCUCUUUUAUGUGGUUUUGUGGUGGAAAAUCUGACUAAUUGAGUUUGGAUUAUGUAGGAGGGGGGAGGCAGUCGGUGCCAUCAAAGGAAGUCUAUCUGUGGCUGUGAGAGAAUCUCUUUGGGAUUCUCUCUGAUGUGUAUAGAGCUAUGUGAGCAGAUCACAAUGCUGUUGUGUGGAAAAUGCUUUUCUUGCUCUGGGUUCGUCUCUUGUUUUUUUUGUCUCACCCCUAUAGAGAGUCAUUGGAGUGAAAAAGAGAGAAAAUUUACACACAAAUGUUAGUUGGGAGUUAGUGAAUUGAAUAGACUUUGAAAUCUCCUCUCGUUACCGUUUCAAUUUAUUACUCAUCGUAGUUGGAUGUUGUCUCAAUGUGGGGAGUUUUUCAAGUCACAGCUAUUGUAAUUGAGUGGGAGAAAAUUUGUUUUUUUAUCAUGGAUAGGAUAAAAUUGGUUUGUGGAUAAGAUAAAUUAGUUUACUAGAUAAGAUAAGUUUGUUUUUCAAAUGAAGAGUCUCUCAAAAUUAAACAGAUUACACGGAUCGUUGCUGUGUUUUAUUAUACAAAUUAUCCUAUCUCAAAAUUCUUUCUGAUAAAUCUUAAAGAUUUUUUUUUCUAAUUCUAAUGGUAGAUGAAUGUAAAUUUCAUAAAGAAUUCACUUCUCAAUCAUGCAAUUUUCUUCAAAGAAAUUUACAUUAGAAAUUUACUGAAAAUCAUUUUAUUAUCCAAGUUAUCCUAUCUCAAAACUCUUUCUGAUAAAUCCUAAUUUAUUGAAAAUUUCCUUAAGAAUUCUAAUAUCAAUCUUGAAAACUAAAGAACUUAUCCAAUUUAUCAUAACUUAAAACCAUAUUAGAUAAUUGCCAAGGACCUUUUAUCAGAUUUUGCAGAAAUUUAGUGAAUAUUUCAUACACAAUUCCAACCAAUUUAAAACCUCAAUCAGAGUGAAGUUUUAAAUGAAAUAUUCCUGCAAAACGUAAUAAAAAAUCGUUUAUUUAUCCAAUUUAAAAUGGAUUCCUAUCUCAAAAUUGUUUUAGAUAAGAUAAAUGUCAGCAAAUUUUUAUCUAAUUAUUUACUAAUUGAAAAUCUAAAUCGAAAAUCGGGCUAUAAAUAUCUGAACCAGAUCUUAAGAAACUUAAAGAAAAAUCGUUUCAAACAUCAUGUAAACUCAAGAACUUAUCCAACUUAUCCAAACUAAUUUAAUUUUCAAGAAACAUGUGGAAAAUUUAGGAAUUUAUCUAACUUUAUUUGAUAUCAAAACUGUUUUAGAUAGAUGUCUGGAUUUUGUCUCUGAACUAUCCAUUUUAAUGGAAUUCAAGUAAUAUUUUGUUCAAAAGCUCUACUAAUUGAAGGCAUUAAUUGGAAAAAUUUUCUACAAAGAAAUUUUCUUUAGAAACUCAUUGAAAAAUUCUUUAUCCAACUUAUCCUAUCUCAAAACCAUUUAUAAUGAUUCUUACAGAAUUUUUAUCUAAUUUGAAAAGGAUUUCUGUUAAUUUCGUAGAGAAUUUUAAUCAUCAAUAUUCGUUUUGAACUUUCAAGAAGUUAUCCAACUUUAUACUAUCUCACAACCAACUUGGAUAACCCCAUCAAAGUGUCUCAAGCAAAAGAAUCUCAAAUCGUAUGAAGUGUUUUGACCUACUAUUUGGCUUUUCCUUCUCAAAGAAUCUUUCACAGUGUAUGUGUGUGUUUGAAAAUUAAUUCACCUGUAGAUGUUUUUUUUAUUCUUCUUUUCAAUAAACCCACUUGCGGUUCUUUGUAGUAGUGAAGCUGUUUUUUUGCUAGGUGGGAGGUAGUAGAGAGGAAAAAUAUUAAAUACAUACAGAGGCAAAAAGGUAACAGUUUGGUGCUUUGAAGAAAUGAGUAGAAGAAAUAAAAAAAAGAGUACAUUCAAGACUUUUGAGAGAGGUGGUGUAGUGCGGCAGUAAAUGAUGAAAUAAGCGUGAAAAGAACACGAUAUAAAUUUUCAUUCCACUUGUUUCUUUCACCUCUAUCACACACCGCAACUUUUGUUGCAGUUUUUGUUAAAAAAAAUUUAAAAAAAAAUUAUUUCCUUCUGUUGUGUUCUUCCUGUGCUUUCUCCCUGGAAUGAGAAAGGGACAUUCGGAUGGAAUUUUCCAAAGAAAAGAAGUUUGUGUGAAGAAUUUUCAUUGAGAACCGGCAUUGAUGUGUAUCUGUGACGGGGGAGUUUAGUGGUGCGAACUCUGUGUAAUCAAUCAAUUUGAUAUCAAACGAAAGGAGAUAUCAAAACGAUCAUCUCAAUGGAAAGUUUAGAGGAAAAAAAUGAACAAUUUGGUGCUUGAUUAACUGAAUUAUGAAGGAAACUUUCAGCGGCAUUUCCCAACAAUCGUUGAUUUUUUUCUAAUUAAUUGUGUGGGAGGGGAGACACGUUGAAAAAAAAAUGAAAGAAAGAUGUACAAAGUAGUGAAAAGUGAUGAUCAAAUCAAAUUGAACUGAAAAAAAAUCUCUCGUCCUUUCACUUCAAUUGUAAAUACGCCAUUGAGGCUUUUUUCCUCACUUAAACGUCUUCUCUUCUCUCUCUCUUUUCGCGUCUUAAUUGCCUUAAUGUGUGAAUUUGAGAGGUUUUGAUGAAUUGAAUUAGUAAAAGAGUAAUAAAAUGUGCUGAAAUGGCGAAUUUGUAGUGCAUUGAUACAACAUACAAACACAUAUCCAACGCUUGAGUAGCUCUCUCAAGCACUUCUUCAUACACAAAGAAAAAAAAACACGAAUUAAUUUUCAAUUGGUUUUUCCGGGAGGUUCUCCCGGGAGAUUUUCCCCCCAAGACACACGUAAAAAAAGGGAUUGAAUCUCAACUAAAGAGUUACACAACAACAAAAGAUGGAAGAAUUGAUUAUUAAUUUUUAAUUGAUAAACUCAAAGAUAAAUUCAUUGCAAAUUAUUAAUAAUUUUGGUCAAAGUUUAAUUGCUUUUUAUCAACAGAUCAUGAGAGAAUUGAAAGGUGCUCAAUUUGUUGAUUUUUAUCCAAGUUCUGAACCUUUUUCUUGAUUACUUUUAGGUUAAGAAAUAUGGAAAUAUACUAAAAACAUUAUUUUAAUCAAUCAACGUAAAUUUAGGCAAGAAUUAGGUGCUCUUGACGUUCUUAGACUAGAAUUUGACUAGAAUUAUUUUUAAAUGUUAAUGGCGUCUUCGAACAAUUCAGCGCCACUUGCGGUAGUCUUUCAAAAUAACGAGUGCUCUAAACAUUUUAAGAAUAAUUUAUAUUUGAAGAAUUAUUAAGAUUAAGCCUGAAUAAUAAAAAAAAUAAAAAUGAUAGGUACAGUAAUUAACGAACUUUUUUAAACUAUAGAUUAAACGUCAAAGUAAUUAAUUGUCACAAUUACAUAAAGAUGUGUCAAAACAAACCUUUUUAAACGUCAAAUUAAUUAACUGUCAUAAUGAAAAAUAAGGAUGUGUCAAAACGAACUUUUUUAAACUAUAGAUUAAACGUCAAAUUUAUUAACUGUCACAGUGACAAAUAAGGAUGUGUCAAAACGAACUUUUUUUAACUGUAGAUUAAAUGUCAAAUUAAUCAACUGUCACAUUGACAAAUAAGGAUGUGGCAAAACGAUUUUUUUUAAACUAUAGAUUAAACGUCAAAUUAAUUAAUUGUCACAAUCAAGUUAUGUCUAAAUUUAAUUCAAAAAUCAACCGUGAAAUAAAAUUCACAUUAAAUCAUCAUAAUUCUACAGAAAAAAAAGCAACAAAUAGAUAAAGCAAUAAAUUACUUUUGUCAUAAAAUAAUUAUAUAAUUUAUUGACAUACAUCCAGAAAUACUUAUAGGGCAGGGACACACCUCAAAAUUUGUGAAAUUAUUACCCUCCUAAGGCGUUGUUGUUGUUUCUCUUUUAUCUCUUCUUUCAUUGUAUUUGUUUUUCGUCAUUUUGAUAAGUGUCACGAGGGGGAAUAAUGAAAAAAAAGCAAAAGAAAUUGUUUUAUUGUAGAAUAAUUUGUGCAAUUGAAUUAAUCGGUGAGAAAGGGCAAUUAGCAAAUAAUUUUUCUCACACAGGGACGCCUAUGAAUGGGGCUAACUGAGAGGAGAGAAAAGUUUUCAUUUUAUAUGCAACAAAGAGAUUGUUUAAGAUGAUUAAGAGAGAGAGAGAGGAAAAAAAACCGCCACAAAUUGAGAUUCUUUUUUGUUUUAUCCAUUUAUGUUUGUUUGUAUUUGUUAUCUCAUGGCGGCUAUCUCGUGAAAUGUCACACAUGACAGCAAAUACAUUUUCCGGUAUCACAGAAGUGAUGUGGAAAUGUAUGUGAGAGAGCUUUUCAGCCGUGUGUGGCACGCUUUUUUCCAGUGAUGUCUAAUCAUUCGUAAAGAUUGGAGGCAAAAUUUUCUUUUUUUGUUCUCAUAAUCUGUUGUUUUUUGUGUAAUAUUGUUUAAUGUCUUUUGUCACAAUGACAUUGUCAGUUUGACAGUUGGAAACUACUGUCAAAUACACGGAAAAAGGACACAGAAACAUUAUACAUUGACAAGUGAUUGUGAUUUUACGUCAAAUGCCAAAAGGACAUACGCAUCAGAGCUUCAUGUGUCAAAUUUGAAGGAAUCAAACGUUAAUCAACUGUCAUCAAUUCUCCUAAAAAAAAAUAAAAACUUUAUCUAUUGCAGCAAAUGUGAUGUGAGCGGAAUGUGAGGAGGAAGGAAGAAAAUUGAAAUAUUUUGCUGAAGAAAAGUGAAGAAAAAAAAAGAAAUUCAAGUGAAAUUUGAUAUUAAAACGACACGGCAACAGGUGUAUGAUACAUACGACUGGUAUUACUGAUAAAGUGCUGCUCAGUGUCUUAUCAGUGUUUAAUGAUAAAAUGCUCUGAAAGUCAACACGAGUCGACGCAACUUGACAGACGAAGGUGAUCCGCCAUCAGACGGCGGCGGGGAAACGCGAAAAAGCCGUGACAAAUUGCGAUGAUUUCAUUUUUGUGAUAUAAAAAUCCCUCCGAAGCCACAGAAAAAAAAGUUAAGGGUUUUUCGUUAGAGGAAAAAGUACAUUGGAAGUGCAAGAUAGAGAGAGACCCUUGAGGAAAAAUCAAGGAGGGCAAGUUGAGCCACAAAAGGAAUUUCGCAAGGUGCGCGCGCGCAUUUUUAGAACAACGUUAAAACCGCAAGGUGGCCAUCGAGUGGCCCAUCGAGGCAAUAACGUUACAAAAAAUUUAUGUAUAUUGAAGAACAUUUUGAAGAGUUUGACUAUUGUUGAGUGAAAGAGGGGUAUAUACCGUUUUGUCGCAACUAAACUCUCUUUGGCUGGUAAGCAGUAGUUGCUCCUCAAGCUGCAUGGAUAGAUCGCAACCAGCAGCAGCAACAGCAAAAGACUAAUUAAUGUGUGGAAAUUGACGUUAGUUUUGCAUUGAAACGGCUGUUGGUUUGCUCUGCUGGACAAAAGAAGAAAAAAAAUACAAGAAGUGCGUGUGGGUGACGUAGUAGCAGCGGGUUGUGUCGUGAUGGAGUCAGAUUUGAAGCGUGGCAUUGACAUUAGGCGGAGUAUACACAAGAGAAAGGCCCCAGCACCGCCGACAUUUCACCAACAGCAGCAACAGAAUAGUUCAUCGGCAGCAGAUGAUGUGAUGGCGGAAUUAAAUUUGCGAAAUACACUCAAGAGUGCUGCUCCACCACCGCCACGACGUCGUGAUGCAUCAGCAGGGGCGCCGCGGGAUGCAUCGCUGAGGGAUGGGUAUAGUUUGAAAUUGAGUGAUUUGGAGUGUAAGCCAAGUGUGAGGAAUUACGUGAGUUUGGGUGUUGGUGAGAAGAAGGUGGCAGCACCACAGCCACCACCCAAAGGGGAGGCGGUGGCCAUGGGUGAUGAUACUGCACUCACGAGCAUUGAUGUGCUGAAUAAGUUGCAGAAACAAAUAAAUGACAUGGAGGUGUAUACGAAGAUGAAUCCACCGCAGGAGAGGGCAGAAGAUGCCGUGGAUAGGGCACCACAGAAGAGUGGGCGCUACAAGGAGCAUGAGAAUCUCCUGCAAACCGGCAUAAGCAAUAUAGCAUCACGUCAGGGGCUAGGCUACCUCAAUCGUGGUGAUGCAACAGACGAGGAAGAUGAUGAGGGUGCAAUGAUGCAUCCGGGGGAAUUUAAACGUGGCGCCGAUGGACGUAAUUCAACGGGUGGUGCCCUGGGGAUUGCCUCGAAAUUCCUACCAAAGACAAAAAUGGCAAAACCCGUCAAUCGCACGGCGUCAGACACGAAAAAUGUCGAGAACACCGUGAAGCUCAUGAGAGCUGGCCUGAAGAAGCCACCAGCUCCCCUUGAGCCAACACGUAAAGGCACCAAAGAGGAUUCAGUUGUCCUGCACACACAUCAUGCCGAUAGAGCUCCACGUGUUGUGGGGGUGAAUGAGAAGCAACAGAGUCCAAUGCCACUCCGGCAUCAAAUUACCCCAUCACCAACCCCAUCGUCGGGGUCAGGGCAUAAAAGGAAUCAGGAACAUCAGGGCUCCCCCAAUAUGCAGCAACUUCGGAGUGGGAUGCCGAGUCGAUGGCGCCCAGCUGAGGAGCACAUUGGGAAGUAUAAAUUGCUAAAAACAAUUGGCAAGGGGAAUUUUGCGAAGGUUAAACUGGCCAGGCACGUACCCACCGGCAAGGAGGUUGCCAUAAAGAUAAUUGAUAAGACACAACUCAAUCCGGGUUCAUUGCAAAAAUUAUUCCGUGAGGUGCGAAUUAUGAAGAUGCUGGAUCACCCAAAUAUUGUUAAAUUGUUUCAAGUAAUUGAAACGGAAAAGACGUUGUAUUUGGUCAUGGAGUAUGCAUCGGGCGGAGAAGUAUUUGACUACCUUGUCCUCCAUGGGCGUAUGAAGGAGAAGGAGGCACGUGCUAAAUUUCGGCAAAUUGUCUCAGCUGUACAGUACUGUCAUCAGAAGCGAAUUAUUCACAGAGAUUUAAAAGCAGAAAAUCUGCUGCUAGACAGUGAGAUGAAUAUAAAAAUAGCCGAUUUUGGGUUCUCCAAUGAAUUCACACCAGGCUCAAAGUUGGAUACAUUCUGCGGUAGCCCACCGUAUGCAGCUCCGGAAUUGUUUCAGGGGAAGAAGUACGAUGGCCCGGAGGUGGACGUGUGGUCCCUCGGGGUAAUCUUGUACACACUCGUUAGUGGCUCAUUGCCAUUUGAUGGCACAACAUUGCGUGAACUGAGGGAGAGGGUACUUCGUGGGAAGUAUCGAAUUCCAUUCUAUAUGUCAACGGACUGUGAGGGUUUACUUCGUAAGUUUUUGGUAUUGAAUCCAGCAAAGAGGGCGAGUCUAGAAGUAAUAAUGCGUGAUAAAUGGAUGAAUAUGGGCUAUGAGGAGGACGAAUUGAAGCCCUACACGGAGCCGGUGCCCGAUUUGAAAGAUCCCAAACGGAUAGGUAAGACGGAAGCCCUAGUCGCAAUGGGGUACAAUAGGCAAGACAUUGAAGAAUCACUAUCACAAGUUCGCUAUGACGAUGUAUUCGCCACAUAUUUGCUUCUAGGAAGAAAAAGCACAGAUCCCGAAUCCGACGGUUCCCGGUCAGGAUCUUCCCUGUCACUGAGGAAUAUAGCAGGAAAUGAUGAAGCAGCUGCGGGUAAUUCCGCAGUACAGAGCCCAACGCACCGUGGUGUCCAUCGAAGUAUCUCGGCAUCGAGUACUAAACCCAAUAGGAGGGCGUCUAGUGGUGCCGAAACACUGCAAAUAUUCCAUCGUUUUAUAACAGGUGUUGGCCCCACGCCGGCUGUUGUGGCGGCUGCAGCUGCAACGGCAUCAGGUGCAACAAAUGUUGCCAAUAAUCACACAACAACGGCAGCAGCAACAGCAACAAGUGGUGCCACAUCGUCUACCGAGAGAGCUUCAAUAAGCAGCAAUUUUAAGAGGCAAAACACCCUUGAUCCCGCUACCGUGAAAGAGACGAUGAGUCGUUUAGUGGCACAGGACCGGCCAGCAUCGGCUCAGCCAAAACCCGUGGCUGUUACUCAAAAUGCAAUUUCGAGUCCCGCAAAGCCACGUAGCAGCGUAACAAAAUACGAUCCGACAAAUGGGAAUCGCACAGUUGGUCCCAGUGGGAUGAUCCCCAGGCGCUCGACAACUCUCUACGAGAAGACGUCGUCAACGGAAAAGACAAAUGUUCUACCGGCUGAGUCAAAUUUGCUGAAUCGCAUCAGAUUGACACCAGCUGUUAAAUCUAGCCGUCAUUUCCCCAGAAAUGUUCCAUCACGAUCCACUUUUCAUUCAGGACAAACAAGAGCAAGGAACAACACAGGAUUGGAGUAUUCGGGAACGGGUGGCACAACUGGAGACUCUCCACAUUCAGGAAGGACGAGUUUUUUCUCCAAAAUCUCCUCCCGCUUCAGUAAACGGUUUAGGGUAUUUACGGCUAAAAAUUAAGAGUCUUGUUUGAGAAGAAGAAUAAUAUUAAUUUAAAAAAAAUAAAGCAAAAUAUUAUUUUAAUCCCUCCUCAAUGAAGUAAGACAUUUAAAAAGAAAUAAUAUUAUUUUCUAUUAAUAUUUUAUGUUAUUUUUUUUUUUUGAAAAUUGUUUUUCUUUCUUUCUCAUAAAACAAUAUGAAAAAAAUUGAAGAUUUUUGAGAAGGAGCUUUGUGUGUAGAUAAUUUUCGAAUUUUCAUUAUUAGAUUUCUUUUCUUUUGUUAGAAUUUAGAAAAAAAAAAUCAAAGCAUUGAAAAUUAUGUUUUUUUUUUUUGAAAAGUAUUUAACUUUAAUUUAUUUGUUUAUUAAAAAGUAAAACAUCUAUUAAACUUAGAAUUAAGGAAACUAAAAAAAUGAAAAUUUCCACGGCAAUUUGCUGAGAGAAAGCACCCACACAUACACAUGUCAUUUAUUUUUUUGUUUUCUUAUUUUUUUUUAAUCUAUAAAACACCACCUUUUGCAGAGAAACUAAUAAAAAAUAAAUAAAUAAACUCAGCUAUACAUAGCAUAGAAAAUAAGAUGAAAAACAAUAUUAAUUCACACGCGCUUUCCUCUUACACUUCCCAUUAUUUUCCUUUAAUUUUUUUUUUUUAUUUUUUAAUAUACAAUCCUCAUAAUUUCCAUUAAAAAAUAAAAGUAAAUAAAUAAACCUUCAACACCAUGUAAAGUGACUAAAAGUUUAUGGAAAAAGGUUUGCACAAUGAUUUAGAAAAUAAAAUAAAAAAGAAUGAGAACAUUUUUAUUCAUUUGUCAAUAAACCUUAAUAUAAUUUUGCAAUGGAUUCCGAGACAUCUGCAAAUGAUUUUUACCCGUUGUGAGCUUCUGCCGCGGAUGCGGGACCAUUUAAUUAAAUAUUUCACUGUUGUUAAUUUUUUUUCGCAUCUCUCUUUGCUUUCUCGUAACAUCCUUUUCUCUUUUGUAGUAAUUAACUUUGAAAAAAAAAAAUAAAAAACAUACAGAGAGACAGAGAGGUCAUGUUGUGAAAGGCAUGCACAGUGGCGCGGUGUGAUUUUAAAGGGGGAAAAAAGAGAACGAAAUAAAAGGACGCUAAAGGGAAAAAAAUGUUUAAUAAAAAUCCGAAGAGAAACUUUAAACGGUUCUAAACUGAAAGCUCUUAGCUACAUAUAGGAAUUACUUUGAAUAUAAAAAAAAAAUGAAGUUUAUUUUGACAAAUUGCUGUUUGCAACAAAAAAUUUUAUGUCAAAUAUCGUAGAAAAUUAAACAAAAAUUCUAAUGAUUAAAGGAAAUCAAUCCUUAGGUCGAAUGAAUAAUUCUAGACAGACAGACGAUAAUUUUGAAGCAUUGCUUUUUGGCAUUUGCCGUUUCUAGGUGAAAAAUUAAAUAAAGUUUUGAAUGACAGUUUCAUCUGUCAAAAUGGAUUAAAUACACUAGUCAGACAGACUUAAAAUUCCUAAAGAAAGACUUAAGGUGCCUUAAAGUUUUCAUAGGAUUCUUUAAGGUUUUUUAAGAAUAUCUUAAGUUUUGAAAGAUUCCUUAAGAAAAUACUUGAGAUUUCUUAAGAAAAAUUUAAGAUUAUUAUGUUUUCUUAAGCGAAACUUUAAGAUUUCUUAAAUAAAUCAAGCAAAAUGCGUAUUUUUUGAUGAUUUUUGCAAAUUGCGCUACUCGAAAGCGAUCUGAAAAAAUCAUCGCAAAAUGUGCAUUUAGAUCGAUUCAGCCUGACUGAAAGAAAAAACUCAAGUUUAGCUUAAAGGAAAACUUAAAAACCUUAAAUUUUUCCUAGAAAAUCUGAAGUUUUUUUAAAGAAAUUUUAUGAAAAAUUAAGACUUUCUUAAGAAAACUUAAAGAAUAUGAAGAAAGCUUAAGUCUGUCUGAAUUGGAAUUUUACCCAAGUGGGCAAAAUUCAUUAGAAUAUCGGGUUUAAAAUUUUUGAGACGGUUUUUAAAACGUUUAAAAUUUUUAAGACAUUUUUUUAAGUUGGACUUAUAAUUUUUAUUUUUCAAUGAAAUUCCCUAAUUUCACUAAAAAGUUUUUUAAGACCGACCUAAAAAACAGGUUGAAAAUUUUAAGCCUGAAUUACUAGUGAAUUUCGCUCAAAUGUUGACAUUAAACUGACAAAUUUAGCAAAAAAAAGGCGUGCUGAAUAAUUCCCAUAUUUCAACGAAUCAAAACAGAAAAUUCUUUCAAACAUUUCUUACAUCCCCGUACUUUUGUUUUUUUUUUCUUUAAUUAUUUAAUAUUUCUUCUAGUAGAUUGUUUUGGAUAUUUUUGUUUAAUAUUAAUGUAAAAUCAUUGUGCACUCCUUUAGUAAACUUCCAAAAUAAAUCCCUCUCAACUAAAUGAAAAAAAAGAAAUCCUUCCUUACAUCCUCUAAAAAUAUAUUCGAUUAAAAAACUAUAUACAAGAAUUUAAAAAAAAUAAAAUAGUGAUUAAAUAGGCAAAAAUAUAAAAAUGGAAAAUAUUUUUUAAGAAGUAGUUCAUUUACAAAAUUUAAGACAUUUUUAUAAACUACACGUACAAUAUUUUUUUCUUGUAUGGAAGAUCUUGUUAUACUUUUUUAUUUUCUUGUAAAUCAUUCAAAUGUUUUCUUUUCUUUAUUAUAAUUUUUUGCGUUUUCUACAAAAGAUAAUUUGGUCACACUGCAGAUUUUUUAUUUGUUGUCAAAUCCAUUAAAUUAUGAAGAAAAUGUGCCGAGAUUUAAGGACAGAAAUGAAAUCAUUGUGCAAAGUUUUUUUUUCUUAUUCUAUACGUUAUAUAUUUAUAAAUAUUAUAUACAUAUUUCUCAAAAUCUAUGUCUUCAUUCUACUUUUUAUUCCUUCAUUUUUUUAUUUUAUAUUUUUUGGCACAAAUUUUGCAUUAAAAAAAAAGUUUCAUAAAGAAUUUCUUUCAAAAAAUUAAUUAAAAAUAACAAAAAAAAAAGAAAAUUGGAGAUGGUUGUAAAACAAUUAUUAUUAUUGGAAUUCUCUUCUAGGCUGAAUCAAUAGCAUUCGAAGGAAUGCUAAAAUGGGGGCAUGAGAGACAUUUGGGGUGAAAGUGAUGAAAAAUCUGCAGCUGUGACCAUUUUCUUUUGUUCUUUAUUAUAUUUAAUAACAACAGAAAAUUAAUUAUUAGUUUUUAAGUUAAAGAGAAAAAUUUACCAUCAAUUUCUGUAUUUAGUUUCUUUUCUUUUCUUUCUCAAAAGAAAAAAAUGAAACCUCCCAGAGAGAAAAGAAAAUGAAUAUUUAGCUGUAAGGAAGAAAAUGUUCCUUUCCUACUAUAUAUAAUAAAUUAUAUAUAAUUUUUUCUUUUGAUGAGUUUGAAAAAGAAAUUAAAAAAAGAGAGCUAUAAUAGUGUUCUUAGGAGUUGAGUUUUGAAAGAAAAAUUAAAAUUAAUUUGUGGGGAUUCUUUAGAGUUUUUUUCUGUUCUAGAUGUUUUGUGUUUAUUAUUAUUUUUUUUUAAAUUUUCUUCUGUUCAAAUUAACAUUGCAUCAAAGCUCCGUCUUGUAAGUGAGCGCCUAAGCCAAUGAGAAUGUUUGGCAAACCAAUCAAAGAGUUCAUCAUUGACACACUGAUUCUUCUUCUUUUUUAUUUAUAUUUCAUUGACAAAUUUUUUUUUUGAUUUUAUUUGAAUUUAUUGAAGGGAGAGAAUUGAUGCAAAGUUAGUUUGAAUUAGUUAUAAUGUUCUAUUUCUUUCUUCUAUGUUGUAAAAGUUAUUAACAAAACAAAGAAAAGACUGCAAGUUGUUUUGUUUAAUGCACCGUUUAGAACAAAAAUUUAAAAUAAAUGAUUAACGUCUUGUUGUGUCUUUAAAAGCAAAAAAACAGACAUUUAUAAGGCAGAACAUCGUUUAGUUUUGACUAAAAUUUGUUCAAACAAAAUUUUAGAGCACAAAAAUAGAUUUUUUAGAAGAUUUUUCAAAAAUUCUUUCUAUUAUUAUUUUUGUUUUUUUCCUCUUUUCUUUUCUUUUCUCAGUUUAAUGAAAUUUCUGCCAAAUAAUUUGACAGCAUCUGGAAUUAGAAUGAGCUUUAAACGAAGCAAGAAA